This is a messenger RNA of Moneuplotes crassus, 480 nucleotides long. The record is from the annotation of a GenBank genome assembly. Lineage: Eukaryota; Ciliophora; Spirotrichea; Euplotida; Euplotidae.
UUAUUGAAAAUUAUUCUAAAAUAAAAGUGCAAUGACAAACUUGUUCUGGGGGAUUUUACCUGUCAUUCUGCAGAUUGGGCCAGUCCUGGCUCAAUCAGCAGCCACUGCAGGCGCAGAGAAUAACGAUGAAGAGGGAUUUUGACAGGAUUCAGCUUUUAUCUGAACUGGCCUGCUUGUGUUGAUCAUUGGAAUAUGAUUUCUAAUUUGUGCCCUUGUUCUUGUCUGCAUUUUUAUCAAAACUCAGUCUACGAGCAAUGAGAGAAGGAAACAGCGUAAAGCUGCUAUACAAUCAAAGAAAUAUAAAUGAAAGAAAACAAAAAAAGACGAAAAGUCUCUCCCUGAUGAAGGAUCAAAUCAGCCUUCUGGAGACGAGGAAUCUUCUGGGCAGAUUCCAGCUAGUGAAAGCAAAUCUGAGGAGGUUAGCUCGGGUUAAACUAUUGGGAAGUAUAAGAUAUCUGGCUAAAUUAUAAAAAAUGCUUU